AGCCGCAGCCACCACUUUUCUCUCCGCCUGGCUUCGCGCUCGGAGCUCCGAGCUCUUUGGCCCUGGGGAAGAAGGGAACUCCCGGGGGGUGGGUGAAACCAGUCACGAUCAAGCCCUCUGGAGCACGGCUCACGCUUAAGAUGGCAGCGGACGCCGGAGACCUAAUCGGGGCUUCCGAGUUCUUGAAAGAUCGCUUAUAUUUUGCUACUUUAAGGAAUAGACCAAAAAGCACAAUAAAUACCCACUAUUUCUCCACCGAUGAGGAGCUGGUCUAUGAAAAUUUCUAUGCAGAUUUUGGACCUCUGAACUUGGCAAUGGUAUACAGAUAUUGCUGUAAACUUAACAAGAAACUAAAGUCAUACAGUUUAUCAAGAAAGAAAAUAGUGCAUUACACCAGUUUUGAUCAACGAAAGCGAGCGAAUGCUGCAUUUUUAAUAGGUUCUUAUGCGGUAAUCUAUUUAAAGAAGACACCAGAAGAAGCCUACAGAGCACUCAUAGCUGGCUCCAAUCCCCCCUAUCUUCCAUUCAGGGAUGCUUCCUUCGGAAAUUGUACAUACAAUCUCACAAUCCUGGACUGUUUGCAGGGAAUCAGGAAGGGAUUGCAGCAUGGUUUCUUUGACUUUGAAUCCUUCGAUGUGGAAGAAUAUGAACAUUAUGAGCGGGUUGAAAAUGGCGACUUCAAUUGGAUUGUUCCAGGAAAAUUUUUAGCAUUUAGUGGACCACAUCCCAAAAGCAAAAUUGAAAAUGGUUAUCCCCUUCAUGCCCCUGAGGCCUACUUCCCUUAUUUUAAAAAGAAUAACGUGACUACGAUUAUUAGGCUGAAUAAAAAGAUCUACGAGGCAAAGCGAUUUACAGAUGCCGGUUUUGAGCACUAUGACCUCUUCUUCAUAGACGGCAGCACACCAAGUGAUAACAUUGUUCGACGAUUCUUAAAUAUAUGUGAAAACACUGAAGGAGCAAUUGCUGUACAUUGCAAAGCUGGUCUUGGGAGAACAGGAACAUUGAUAGCCUGUUAUGUAAUGAAGCAUUACAGGUUCACACAUGCUGAAAUCAUCGCAUGGAUAAGGAUCUGUCGGCCAGGUUCUAUUAUAGGACCCCAACAACACUUCCUGGAAGAAAAGCAAGCAUCAUUGUGGGUUCAAGGAGACAUUUAUCGUUCCAAGCUGAAAAACAGACCAUCCAGCGAAGGAAGUAUAAACAAGAUUCUAUCUAGUUUGGAUGAGCUGUCGAUUGGUGGAAGCUAUUCCAAAUUACAAACGUUGGACAGAUAUGGAGAGGGGAGUACCGAUGAUGAUGUAGACUUGGAAAUUAAAAACUCCAUGACACAGGGAGACAAACUUCGUGCCUUAAAAAAUCAGAGACAGCCUCGCUCUUCAACAGCUAGUGUACUUAGUCGUUUGGAGGAAAUGAGACAACAUACCAGAUCAAUGUCACAGCCUCUCAGAGUGUGCUCUUCCUCACAAGGCUGCAUAUCUCCUUUGAAGCCCUCCAAGGUGGUUUUGUCACCUUCAGCCUCUGCCAAGAGAAUAAACAGAAGUUCAUGCUCCUCAGGCUCCAGCACAAGGAGCUUUUCCAUAAACACUCGACUAGCCAGUUCUCUAGGGAACCUGCAUGCUGCAACAGAUGAUUCAGAGAGCAAAAAGACCACACCGCCCACUAGGACAGGUUAUACAGUCAACCAUUUCUCCAACCACUUGAAUGGCAGCUCACAACCACCUGCCAGAAAUUACCCUGAGCUCAACAACAACCAGUACAGCCGGAGCACCAGCGCCGGCACCACCCUGAACAGCCACGCCAGCCUGCACAGCGCCAAGGCCGAUGAAUACGUCUUCCGACCUUACACUGGCCUCUCUGCUUCUUCAUCAAGAUUCCUGAGCCGUUCCAUCCCUUCCCUUCAGUCUGAAUAUGUUCAGUACUAAAGCCUUGAUGCUUCGAUGAAAGCUGCUCAGCCCUUAGAAACUCAUUUCUUCAUGAGGAGGAACAAUGUUGAGGGAAAGAAACUGCUCACUGGGAGGAGAUCUCUGCAUUCUUAACCUUAAAAUGAAAGAAAGCACUCAGAUCAGACCUCAAAGAAAGACUUGAAACCAGAAAGCUCUGGUUAAUGACUACUGUAAAUGCACUGAAGUUACACGUUUAUGGAGAUGUUAAUGAUUCUGUGGGUGUGUUUUUUAAAACAAAUUUUCAUGUUGAGCCUGGUGAUUUGAAGGAUUAUUUUUAAUGUAUUUCGGUAAUACACUUGUUAUUACAUUUAUGUACAGUGUUAUAUUAUGUAUGUAUUGUCAAGCUAAAGACUAUUUUGGUAAAUUUAUAAAUAUGUAAUUGUGUAAAGAUUAGAAUAUAUUUUGAUUUAGAUUUUCUUGCUAUUUGCUACCAAAAAUAUGUAUUUUGAACUUGCUAGGAUGAUUUUAUCUAUGAUGAAUAAAUAUUUUCUCAUAAUAAAAAAAGGAUAUAGAAGAUCAGAAGGAAAGGAAUGAUUUUAUGGAUCCACUAUAAAUACUAUACAACCAAUUCAGUUCUUUGGGUGAUACGUCUUAUUUACACAGUUUAGUUAAAAGACGAUCACUAGCAAAUGAAUGUCGUUGGUUGGUAUGGUGCCAGUUUUUCUUUUUCUCUCUGUUUCUUUGGAUGAUCCCCUAUUACUUUUUGUGCAUCCUGGUGUUCUUUGUUUUUUAAGCUUAACAUCUGGCUACAGAUGAAAGCUAACUAAACAUUCCUCCUUAGAACAUAAGCCUUUCUCUACCAGACAGCAGUGAAAUAUUCCCAGAAUUUUGCAUUUAAAUUUGUUUUCAAAAGAAAUCUUUCUAGAUUAUACUUCAUUUAGAAUAUGAGUUUGUUGUUGCCUGGUAGUCAUACACGUUCUCUCAGUAGCUUUAAAUCAUGAAAGGACAAAAAUUCACAAGAUGCUGCUAUUCACCAUUUCAUUAAAGAAAAAAUGUUAAGAGUAUAAGAGCUUCUUACCAGCUGUGACCCUGGGCCAGUUACUUAUUCCUCAUUGCCCUGGGAAAAAAAGAGUAUAAGAGCUUGAUGCAGAUUUUGACGUGUCAGCAACAUUUUUAAAGUGACCAUUAGUAUACCUUAUUAGAGUUUUCUUUUAUAAGACUCGUGAAUUUAUUUAUCAAGAUCUCUAGACAGUAUUGCUUUGGAAAAAAAAAACAAACCAUGGUCCUUAAAUGCUCUUCCUGCUGUACUUAGGCUAACAUGAGAAAUGUUAGCAAGAAAGGUUCAUAGUACUUUACUCCAAUCCUUGGGAUUAAUCCUGCUAUAUGUAGUAGGAUGUUGUAUAUGAAUAGUACUUAACAUCAACAAAAUACCCAGGUCUUAUUUUACUUGAAAAAAAAUCACAGAAAUAAAUAUUUGGCGCUGAUUAGCUUAAGUUUGACCUAUAAAGACUGAAUGAAAAUUUAUAGACUGUGGGACCAAGUAAUUGCUUUAAAGUGAAUCAAAAAGGAAUCAUAAAUUUGCAGUGGUAAAAGUGAAAAAAGUUGGGAAUGACUUUUUUUUUUUUAAGAAAGAGAAGUGUAUUGAACUAUAUUUAUGUGUUAUUGUCAAAAUGACCAGUGAAUGAGUACAAGAAGAUGUCAAUAUAUCAUGGCUUUAUUGCAAUAUCAAUUUUUUUGUGAAUUAUUGAAGGAAAUCCAUAUCACAUUUGCUGGGGGAGGGGGGAGAAAAAUCAUGUUGACAACUUUGGUCUGUGAACAGUGAUUUGUGUGCAGCUAUAUUAAAAUGACUGUAAAAGUGACUACUGUAAAUGCCCAUGUUGUAUGUGUGUAUAUGUGUCAUUUGUACUUGCAUAUGUGUAUGUGUCUUAAUAUUAUUUGUACACAUGUGCAUUCAUAGACACACCAAAAAGUAUGUGUACAUAAUAUAGAAAAUAUAGAGCAAAAUAAUUCUAUUCCAAUUAUAAAAAAAGUUUGACAUGUAUUUUGUUAUGAAUAGCAUACCUUCAAAGCUAUAUUUUGUUGUAUUUUGAAGUGUAGAU
Dromiciops gliroides (monito del monte) is the source of this 3979-nucleotide messenger RNA. It is a transcript of the gene CDC14A, whose product is annotated as cell division cycle 14A. Gene Ontology annotation, biological process: cilium assembly; regulation of exit from mitosis; microtubule cytoskeleton organization. Bases 141 to 1919 code for a protein of 592 amino acids. Gene Ontology annotation, molecular function: protein tyrosine/serine/threonine phosphatase activity; protein serine/threonine phosphatase activity. Gene Ontology annotation, cellular component: nucleolus; centrosome; mitotic spindle. Lineage: Eukaryota; Metazoa; Chordata; Mammalia; Microbiotheria; Microbiotheriidae. The transcript is spliced from 16 exons. The record is from RefSeq and is a predicted model, not a curated record.